Nicotiana attenuata is the source of this 928-nucleotide messenger RNA. RefSeq names its product 50S ribosomal protein L10, chloroplastic. The transcript has a single exon. The record is from RefSeq and is a predicted model, not a curated record. Gene Ontology annotation, biological process: translation. NCBI's taxonomy places the organism in Eukaryota, Viridiplantae, Streptophyta, Magnoliopsida, Solanales, Solanaceae. Gene Ontology annotation, cellular component: large ribosomal subunit. Bases 108 to 791 code for a protein of 227 amino acids. Gene Ontology annotation, molecular function: structural constituent of ribosome.
AUUCCGAAAAUACCCCCAAAUUCUAUUAUAGCACAAAAGAUAAGGCAACCAAAGGACAUUGAGCAAUAUUCCCUUAUCUUCCAAUCGAAAUUCUCAAGCUUUCAUCAAUGGAGGCUACUUUCUUCACCUUACCCUCUUCAAACUCUCACUCCUACCCUUUCUCUCUCAAAUCCCACUUCAACAACCCCCUCACCCUCCCCACCCACCCCCAUUUCAAACCCAAGUCCAAAAAUUUAACCAUUCGUUCAGCUAUUAGCCGAACCAAGAAAGAAGAAACAGUCGAAACUGUAAAACAACAGCUCGAAGAUUGUUACCUUUUAGCUGGAAUCAGUUACAAAGGCUUAACAGUCAAACAAUUUCAAGAACUGAGAUCUCAACUUCCUGAUACUACAAAACUUCUCGUCGCUAAAAACACUUUAGUACUUAAAGCAAUUGAAGGGACAAAAUGGGAAGCGUUAAAGCCGUGUAUGAAAGGAAUGAAUGCGUGGCUAUUUGUACACAGUGAGGAAAUUCCAGCUGCUUUAAAACCUUAUAGAACAUUCCAGAAGGAAAAGAAAUUAGAGGAUAAUGAUUUUACUGGUGCUGUUUUUGAAGGAAAGUUUUAUGGACCUGAGGAAUUUAAGGCACUUGAGACUUUACCUACUCGGGCUGAGAUUUAUUCACAGCUUCUUGGGUCUUUGAAAGGACCGGCUUCAGCUGUUGUUGGAACUAUUCAAGCUCCAGCUAGGAAUUUGGUUAUGGUGCUUAAGGCCUAUGUUAAGAAAUUGGAGGAAGAAGGUGGAAAUCAAUAGUUUCGUUGUAAUUUCUUGGAUAUGGUAUGUUUGAUGUUAUGUUAAUUUCAUUCAAAUUUUGAAAUUUUGUUUGGACAUGGAAUUUUGUAAAUUUGAUAUUUGGUAGAUUGGUAAUUGAUUACUGCAAUUUCUUCUGA